GGAAAAAUCCGAGCUCAUUUAGUGGGUAGUUAUCUUGAAGGAAGCACAGUUUUUUGACCACUCGACUUGAUUUUGAGAAAGUGGUGAGUGCCAAUUGGAAGUGAUUCAAGAGUAGCCGAAGACCCAACAAGUCCUCGAGCGAGAAAUAUUCGUUUCAUUUCUCAACGACGGCGACAAGUUCAGAGUUGUGCUCGGUCUCUGAGUCUAAUCACUCACUGAUCAAUCAAUCAUCACAACUUCACUCACCUUCUUCCCAAAAUAAGGCCAUUGAACUCGUGCUUGGGCGGAUGGAAUGACAAACAAAUGAAACAGACCAAGAAGCCUAUACUGUACAUACAAGGAACGACGACCCGUUCGAUUAAAGUGAGCUCCUCCAAAUUCCAAUCACAGGAAUUGUGUCACUUGCAUGUAGGAAGACCCAAAUGUGUGUCACAGUGACGAGAAGUCGAGAGUGAAAUCUGUUUGUUUUCCGCUAAGGCGAAGGCACUUAUUUUUUUCUCCGGAGAGCCUCCCUCCUCCUUCUCCUCUUCUCCUCUGCUCUUAAACCAGCCUACGAACCACCAAGCCAGCUAGAUAGCUCGCCAGCAAGUAAACCAGAACCUCUCCAACCAUCAUUGUUCUGGGAAAAUUAGUCAACAUUAAAUGUCGUGACACGGUUCGACGUGAGAAUUGAACGUGAAAUAUAGCCAAAAUCUCAAGAAUUCAAACCAUGGUGCUCACAAUUCAGAAUGUGUUGUUGGUGUUGUCCACCCUGGUUUUAACCUCCACCAGUGAAACGCGAAAUUGCGGCUCGGGUCAUGGGCAAAAAUUCAAGUACCUCUUUGGUGAUGCUCUCACGGACUCAACAGAUUGCGUAGGACCUUUUGGCGAGCCUUAUCCAACAUUUGCCAUUGAUCAGCUACUGCCCAAGCUAGACCUGAAGUCGAAUCAACGAGGGGGUCGAACCCUGUUUGCUCAGCCACUCAUCACUUCAGAGAGUGUCAAGGAGACCAGGAAGAACCUCUUGAGCACGUAUGCUAAGGCCAAUCGGAAAUUGGACUCUGGAGUCGAUUCUUUUGAGACAGUAAUCCACAGAGUCAAACGGCAAGCCGAGCAAGCCGACUCCAACUCGACCCAAACCGACACCGACACCGACACCGACACGGUGACCGAGUCCGAAUCCUCCGCACAGACAUGCAAGUCGGCUGCUCCAUCCCGAUUAUGCCAGACCAUGUAUAACACCAGCGCUCCCAUGUUUGGCGUGUCACUCACAUCGGGCAAUCCCGUGACCAUUGUUCAAAAGUUUCCCGAGCUCUUACAACAAGUCGUCUAUGAAACAUGCACGGCCAAUGAAUGUGAUCUGCUCCAUGGUGAGUGCGUCCAGACCUUCAUUCCAUAUCUCUUUCUUGUCAUCCCAUUGGGUCCCGUGACCUUGACCGGUCAGGAUUACGUUUUGGUCGAGAGUGGAUGUUCGUGUCGACCCAAAUAUGCAGGAAAUCGAGAUCCAGAUCCAUUAUCCGGGAUCCCAGAUUUCAGCUGAAACCAUCUUAGAGCCAAUUUUAACUAAAAAAAACAAAAAUUAUGUUGAUGACAAACACCGCUUGAACCCCAACAUUUUCAUGACAUUGCCUUACAACGAGAGUCAAAAAAGUGAGUUCAAAAAUAUAUAACUCUGAUCUGAUACUAGA
Molecule: messenger RNA, 1667 nt
Organism: Tigriopus californicus
Lineage: Eukaryota; Metazoa; Arthropoda; Copepoda; Harpacticoida; Harpacticidae
Exons: 5
Coding region: 710-1519 (269 amino acids)
Source: RefSeq, a predicted model, not a curated record